AUGGACCCGCUGCUCGCCAACGCCAAGACGGUCGGCGACGCGCUGGUCGUCCCCCUCCCCAGCCUUCUCGCCGAGCAGCCCACCUCCCUCACGGUGAACCUGGGCUUCCGCGUCGCGCUGGGCAUCAUCGCCGACCUCGUCUGCAUCGUGCCCCUGUGGAUGCUCAUCCGCAACGGCGAAUUUGCCGCCUCGCUAUUCGUCUUCAACGUCGUCCUCUACAACAUCGACACCGUCGUCAACUCCCUCAUCUGGCGCGACAACGACACCGUCUCCUGGUGGCCGGGUAUCGGCUUCUGCGACUUCGACAACUACUUCCGCAAUGGCUCCAAGGCCCUGUUUCUUACGUGCUUGCUCGCCAUUAUGCGCAACCUCGCCGUACAGGUUGGCGAGCUGCGAGCGCACCCGCUCUCCGUCAAGGAGAGGCGCCGGCGAAACCUAGUCCAGGCCCUCAUCAUCUUUCCAUGGCCUCUGUCGCUCAUUGCAUGGACGUACCCGCUCUCGGCGCACAGAUAUGUUAUCGGCACACUGAGCGGCUGCGACUGGUCUGUCUGGCCGGCCUGGCCUUUUCUCAUCUUCUUCGUCAUACCCCCCAUCAUAGUGGGCGGCCUGACUCUGGUGUACUCGGUUCUCAUCUUCUACCGCUACCGUCAGCUGGCCAAAGCCAAUGACCCGGCUCUCUCAACCAACAGCACCAUCCACCGCCGCAGUCUCCGUACCCGCCGGCGACUCUAUCUCAUGGUUCUCUCCAUCAUUCUGCCCUUCUACCCAAUCGUCGUCCUGCUCGCCGUGCUCAACAUCAUCUACAUGCACGGCCUGAAGCCGUUCGACUACGACUUGAUCCACGACCCACCCGGGCCCUUCCCCUGGAACACCAUCUUCAUGUUCCCAUCCGACCAGGUCGGCUGGGCGUACCGGAACACACAGUACAUCGCCAUUCUGACUGCCGUACCCAUCUUUGGAUUCUUCGGUACGACCAGGGAUGCCAUGAACAUCUACAGGAAGGGCUUUCUGUUGCUCGGGCUCGGCCACAUCUUCCCCAGCCUCAGGGAAGUCUACGAUCCAGACAAGGACAAGUCGGGAAGUGGCUCGUACGGCUCAACUGUGACAGCCACCAUGAGAGGUUCUUCCGCCCGCAAGGGCUCGACGGCCUAUUCGCACGCACUCAAGAGCAUCAACUCCAGCUCCAGUGCCAGUGGUACACGUCGCGGCUCAGUGACGCCGGGUCAGGAACCCAUCGUUGUCAACGAUGUCGACCUCGAGCGCGGACAGGAGCCGGUAAUGCAGCGACCGCAGUCCGUGGAGGCAAGAGCGGGCGCAAACGAGACGGUCCCGGAUCCCAUCCACCGAAACCCUUUUCCCUUCCGGACGCACUUCAACCUGCACCUGCCCCGCUUCGGCAGGUCAACGGGUGAGGAACACGCGCCGGCCACCGGGGUAGAAGAGGUUCGCCCCGUCAGCUACGCCUCUCAAGCGAGCGACGCAUCCCAUACGCGCACCUCGGGAUCUCACGACGACGAGGCCCGCCUCAACACGGGCUGGGCAGCAGACGAGCGGUCGAGGGGCCAGCGCGCGUAG
Molecule: messenger RNA, 1575 nt
Organism: Purpureocillium lilacinum
Lineage: Eukaryota; Fungi; Ascomycota; Sordariomycetes; Hypocreales; Ophiocordycipitaceae
Source: RefSeq, a predicted model, not a curated record